CGCCUGACGAAUAAAUCCUAAAUAAUUUUUCGAUAUUCCAUUCAACUACGUUCUUGCGGAUUUUGUUACGAGAGUAAUUACACGUCAUCGUCAAAUAGUGUUGUGGAUGAGAAAGUAACAAAGGAAUAACGUAAUUAAAUCUUUACAUUUACACUUGUACGCUUUCCACAACUGAAAUCGAGAAGUGAAACGCUAAGAUGAAGAUUUUGAUCGCGCUUUGCGCGAUCCUUGCUGUAUGCACAGCAAGGAUAGUAAUUAAUGCUGAGGGACCAGCAAAUCUUCAUCUUUUGGGUGAACAGGAAUGUACAUGGGGACCUUCUUACUGGUGUGAAAAUAUUAAAACUGCAUCUGGAUGCAAUGCAACCAAACAUUGUAUUAAAACAGUAUGGCAGGAUAUGAAAGUGCCAAAGGAUAAUGACGAUGUUUGCCAUGUUUGUGAAGACAUGGUUCAACAGGCCCGUGAUCAAUUGGAAAGCAAUCAAACUCAAGAGGAUUUGAAAGCUGUUUUUGAAGGAAGUUGUAAAUUAAUUCAUAUAAAGCCUAUUGUACAAGAAUGCAUAACAAUUGUGGAUCAGUUUAUUCCUGAUCUUGUUGAGACAUUGGCAUCACAAAUGAAUCCAUCUGUUGUUUGUUCUGUUGCGGGACUUUGUAAUUCUGCUCAUAUAGAUAAACUAUUAAUGGCACAUGAACAUUCUGAACAUAAGAUGGAAGAAUUAAAAUCUUAUUCUUUGGAAAAAGAUGAACUUGAACCUGAUGAAUGUUCAAAAUGUUACACAGUUGCAACACAUAUGGAACACAAACUAAAAAACACUCCUCGUGAUAAAAUGUUACAACAAAUGCUUAAUUUGUGUGCAGAACUCAGUACUUUUACAGAUGCCUGUUCAGCUACAAUUUUAACUUACUUUGAUACAAUAUAUACUCACUUACAAGAGAAUUUCAAUGCUGAAAGUAUUUGUCACUUGUCUGGUCAGUGUAGUGCUAAGUUCCACAAACAUGAAGAUGCUGAUAAAACUUUGAAGGUAGAAAUCAGACCACUUUCAAGUGUGGGUAUGGUUGAUGUAAAUGAUGAUCUUCCAUGUAAAUUAUGUGAACAACUAGUAGAACAUUUAAGAGAUAUUUUGAUAACUAAUACUACAGAAUCAGAAUUUGAACAAGUUUUGAAAGGAUUAUGUAAAGAAACUAAAUCAUUUGCAUCAGAGAGUGAACCAAUAUGGCCUUUAUUAUCUGAAAGUGCAGCUGAAAUAGGAGUACGGAUUUUCCAAGGUGCAAAUAAGAAUCUGGAAAAUGACAAUGAUGAACAAUUAAGUAAAUCAGAAGUUGAAGCAAUGCAAUUACCUAUUGAAAGAUUAGUACCUUUCCCUAUAUCAGAGGGUUCAUUGGGCAUUAAUGGAAAAGAAACAUGUGCAUUAUGCGAUAUGACAUUGCAUUAUAUACAAAAUACAUUAAUGAAUCCUUAUACAGAGUCUGACAUAAAAAAAGCACUAAAUAAGGUAUGUAAGUUAUUGCCAGAAUCUGUAUACGGACAAUGUACGGAAUUUGUAGACCUUUAUGGAGAUGCAAUUAUAGCUAUAUUAAUUCAAGAAAUUGACCCAUCUCAAGUAUGCCCAAUGUUACGUCUGUGUCCCACUGCGAAAUUAACGGAACUGUGGCAAAGUGUUCCAGCAAAAUAUAUGCUAGAAAAAGAAAAGAAACCUAGUUGUCCAUUAUGUUUACUUGCUGUCACACAAAUUUAUAAUGUCAUAAAAAAUAAUAAAUCAGAGGAAAACAUAGAACAUGCACUGGAUAAAUUAUGUAUUCAUUUGCCGCAUAGUUUGGCUGGACAAUGCACAGACUUGGUUAAAGAUUACAGUAAAGAACUUGUAGAACUGUUAUUGGCAGAUUUAACACCUCAAGAAGUAUGUGUCUUUCUGAAAUUAUGUGAUGAUGAAAAAUAUCCUGUUCCAAGAAAUGAAUUUAUUACUGACGAAGAUGGUGAAAUUUUAACUAAUGAAAUACCAAAUGUUCCACUACGUUCUGAAAUAUCAGAAAGUACACAGGAAACUACAGAGUGUGCUAUUUGUGAAUUAGUUAUGCAUAUUAUUGACGACGAACUUGAUAAUGAAAAGGAAAAAGAUAAAGUUGAAAGUGUAGUGCAUGGUGUAUGCAAUCAGCUUCCUGGGUCUAUUUCUGGAAAAUGUAAUAGAUUGGUUAACAAAUAUGCUGAUGUUGUAAUUGAGCUUAUUACAAAAAACGUUAGUCCUAAACAGAUGUGCACUAUGAUUGCACUUUGUCCAAAAUCUCUAUACGAAUUGGAAGAAACUAGUGAAAUACUAAAUGCUGGACUAAGUUCUGAAAUAUCAGUAGACACAGAGGGUAUAGAGUGUACCCUCUGUGAAUUAGCUAUGCGUUUCAUUAACAAGGAACUUGGUAGUGAAAAGUCAAAAAAUAAAGUUGAAGGUGCAGUGCAUGGUGUAUGCAAGCAUUUCCCAAAGGUUCUUUCUCGGAAAUGUAAUAAAUUUGUUGAGAAACAUGGUGCUCAGAUGGUUGAUGCUAUUAUAAAAGUUGUUAGCUCUAAAAAGGUGUGCGCGCUACUUGGACUUUGCACAUUGUAUGAAAAUGAAUCGGAAGUAAUUAAUGAAAUAGCAAGUGUUGAAAUAUCAGUAGACACGGAUGGCUCAGCAUGUGCUGUCUGUGAAUUAGCUAUGCGUUUCGCUGAGAAGGAACUUGGUAGUGAAAGGGGAAAAAAUAAAGUUGAAGGUACAGUGCAUGGUGUAUGCAAUCAUCUUCCAAAGUCUCUUUCUAAAACAUGUAACAAAUUUGUUAGCGAAUAUUCUAGUGCAGUAAUUGAUCUUAUUAUAAAAAACGUUAGUCCUAAAAAGGUGUGCACUGCAAUUCAUCUUUGUUCAAAAUAUUUUCAGGAAUUGAAAGCUUCUUCUUCAGAUAUUACUAAGUAUCAAAUGUAUCCAAAUCUUUAUCAGCAAGUGUACAAAUACAUAUAAAGUAAUUCGUUAAUAUUUUCCUGGCCAACCUUUUUCUACAUUUAAUGUGAAAAUAUAACGUUCAAUUAUUUUUAGUGUAAUACGCUUGUAAAUUCUAUUGGACAGAGUAUAAUAAACCUUGUUAAACGACGUGAGAAUGUUUAAAAAAUAUGCAUAAAAUAAGUCUUUGUGCACCUAAUGAUUAUUCAGCAGUGUUUGGAAAGUUUACGGAUUAAACGGUCAUACGAAAAAAUUCGUGCAAAGUAAUAUACUUAGGGAACUGGUGUUCGUAAACUGUAUGUAUUUUG
Molecule: messenger RNA, 3265 nt
Organism: Habropoda laboriosa
Lineage: Eukaryota; Metazoa; Arthropoda; Insecta; Hymenoptera; Apidae
Gene: Sap-r
Product: prosaposin
Exons: 13
Coding region: 198-2978 (926 amino acids)
Biological process (GO): sphingolipid metabolic process
Cellular component (GO): lysosome
Source: RefSeq, a predicted model, not a curated record